GGUGACUGUAGAAGGAGGAGGAGCUCCAUCUGUUCUCUCUUCAGGCAGUUGUUGUGUGUCUCAGCGCUUGUUGGGUUCACAACCUAUUAAAUAAGCUGGCUGGUCUUCACCCUCCCAGACAAGUCAACUCAGGGGAGUCAGCAGGGCACGGGCCUUGGCCCGCAGCGCCAGCUGGGGCCAUGCCUGGGCUGUGAAGUGGGCAGGCGAGCAGCAGGCAAGACCAUCUCUGGAAGUGCAGCACAGCCUCAGCCUAGGGCAGCGGGAGUGUGUGGCCCAAGCUGUGAGCAAAGCACAGAUGGUGACAGGAGUAGAGGCACCCCAUGGGAAACAUACUGACCUGUCGUGUGUGCCCCAGGGCCAGCCCUGGGUUGCACCAGCACCAGGGGUCGGUGUGUCACUGUGAGUCUGAGAUCUAUGAGGCAGCAGCUGGGGACCUGAUAGCAGGAGUGCCUGUGGCUGCUGCUGUAGAGCCUGGUGAGGUGACUUUUGAAGCUGGUGAGGGCCUCCACAUGCACCACAUCUGUGAACGGAAGAUGCCUGAAGAUAUACCUUUGGAGCCCAACCCUUCCGACCAUCCAAAGGCAAGCACAAUAUUCCUGAGAAAAUCUCAAACAGAUGGUACAGUGGAAGAAGUCAGUGGUUGGGCAUCGGUGUCCAACAGGUACUGGACCUUUGAUGGUAAAGCCUUUGGUUUUGACUUACUAAAAUAUGAGGUAUCUACUGAGCAUUUUACUCAACAAUACAGUUCAUGUUCGACAGUAUUCCUUGAUGACAGCACAGCCAGCCAGCCUCAUCUUACAAUGACACUAAAAUCUGUGACCUUGGCAAUGUAUUAUCAUAUCAAGCAAAGAGAUGCAGAUAGAUCUUUGGGCAUAUUUGAUGAACGGUUACACCCACUUACAUGAAAAGAGGUUUUAGAGGAAUAUUUUAAGUAUGAUCCUGAACACAAAUUGAUUUUCAGAUUUGUUCGUGCUCUGUUUAAAGCCAUGAGGCUAACAGCUGAGUUUGCAAUCGUAAGUUUGAUUUACAUAGAAAGACUUGUAAGUUAUGCUGAUAUUGACGUUUGUCCAACUAACUGGAAGAGGAUUGUCUUGGGAGCCAUUCUUCUUGCCUCCAAGGUUUGGAGUGAUAUGGCUGUGUGGAAUGAGGACUACUGCAAGCUCUUUGAGAACAUUACAGUUGAAGAAAUAUUUUUUAGGAGAGCAGUUGUCAUCUGGAAAAUCACCAGACAAUAUUAGCUCUGUCAGUGUGAGAGUUGACAGAGCGGGAGCAUCACCUUCUUGGACAAGCCCCUCAUUCUAAAGUUCACCUUGAUCAAAAACCUCCUGAAUCCAAAGGGCAUCAGCCUAAUGCCUAAGAGACGGCAGGAUCGUGGCCAUUCCACAGACAACUAUGCAAAAACACCUACAGACGGCAUUGCUCCUAUAGUCAACCUGAGACCAGAAAACUCUCUGUCCCCUCAUCAGCAAGAAGUAGCCAGAAAGAACAUGCUACCCCUCAUCUUUGUUAUAACUAUGGUGUCUGGAUUGACAGAGUAGGAGCAUCACCAUCUUGGACAAGCCCCUCAUUCUAAAGUUCACCUUGAUCAAAAACUGCCUAAAUCCAAAGGGCGUCAGCCUAAUGGCUAAGGUCAGCACAACCAUAAACCACAAAUAACAUCUCCAAACAGAAACAUUCCAAACUCCUCAAUGACCAGAGACAUGCUAGCCCCAAGAUAAUCUCCCUCCGGCCAGGAAGACGCCAGCCUUGUGAUAACCCCUCUCUGGUCAGAAAGAUGUUAUCCCCAAGAUAACCUCCCCUCCACCCAGAGACAUUUCAAUCCCUCCAUAAAACUUCUCCCUCACACAGAAGAAUUCCAAGCUUGUGAUAGGCACCCUCACCCUAAAACCAAUAUAUACUCUUAGUCUGUAAGAGAAAGUGCUCCUGACCAAAAUUGGCCAGAAGCCCCACAGUUAUAUUUUCUCAAAAAUAAAUCUGUCUCUAACUGUU
Molecule: messenger RNA, 1989 nt
Organism: Gorilla gorilla gorilla (western lowland gorilla)
Lineage: Eukaryota; Metazoa; Chordata; Mammalia; Primates; Hominidae
Product: cyclin-Y-like protein 2
Exons: 10
Biological process (GO): regulation of cyclin-dependent protein serine/threonine kinase activity
Molecular function (GO): protein kinase binding
Source: RefSeq, a predicted model, not a curated record